Tachyglossus aculeatus (Australian echidna) is the source of this 1984-nucleotide messenger RNA. Its product is annotated as tyrosine 3-monooxygenase-like. The transcript has 13 exons. Gene Ontology annotation, cellular component: axon; perikaryon; cytoplasm. Gene Ontology annotation, biological process: dopamine biosynthetic process from tyrosine. The coding region runs from base 1 to 1419 and encodes 472 amino acids. The record is from RefSeq and is a predicted model, not a curated record. NCBI's taxonomy places the organism in Eukaryota, Metazoa, Chordata, Mammalia, Monotremata, Tachyglossidae. Gene Ontology annotation, molecular function: iron ion binding; tyrosine 3-monooxygenase activity.
AUGACUGGGGGAACAACAAAAGUCCGGGUCUUAAACAAUGAACAUUUCUCACGAAAGCUCCAGCACCGAGGUCAGUUCCCCCUCCGGCUCCCUCCGCCGAUGCUUCUCCAUGGAGAGGAGAAGGAGCCCGGAGGUCCCCGCGCCCAGCCCCCGGCCCGGCCGCAGCGCAUCGCCACCUUGACCCUGCGUUUCUCCCUCGGGAACGGCUGCCUGUCCCGGGCGGUUCGCGUUUUCGAGUCAUUUGGAGCUAAAAUCCACCACCUAGAAGGCAGAGCCACCACAAAAUCCAAGGGUACUUUGAGGGACCUGGAAUUUUUUGUGAGCUGUGAAAUCCAUAACUCCAACACCACCCUGCUUAUUAAUACCCUAAAAGCAAUGGCCGAAGAUGUGCAAACAAACCAGGAAGAAAGAGUUCCAUGGUUUCCCAAGAAAAUACAAGAUCUUGACAACUGCCAUCACUUGAUUUCCAAGUAUGAACCUGAUUUGGAUCAUGAUCAUCCUGGUUACCGUGACCUAGAAUACAGGAAGCGCAGAUCUGACAUUAUGUCUCUGGCUUUUAACUACAGAGAGGGAGAUCCUUUACCUAGAGUGGAGUAUACAUCACAGGAGAUCUCCAUUUGGAGAGAAGUGUAUCAGAAGCUGAGGAGUCUCCACCCUACACAUGCCUGUAAACAGUACCUGGAUGCUUUUCAACAGCUAGAAAAGUGCUGUGGCUAUGAAGAAAACAGUAUUCCACAACUUCAGGAUGUCUCCAAAUUUUUAAAAGAGAGAACAGGCUUUCAGCUAAGACCUGCUGCAGGACUGCUCUCUGCUCGGGAUUUCCUGGCUAGCUUAGCCUUCCGCGUCUUCCAGAGCACCCAGUAUAUCAGGCAUGCUUCUUCCCCAAUGCACUCUCCAGAACCUGAUUGCUGCCAUGAAUUAUUGGGUCACAUCCCCAUGUUAGCAGACAAAGCAUUUGCUCAAUUUUCACAGGAUAUUGGUCUAGCUUCUCUUGGGUCAUCCGAUUCAGAGAUCCAAAAGCUGGCAACACUGUACUGGUUUACUGUUGAGUUUGGGCUCUGCAAACAAAAUGGAUCCAUCAAAGCCUAUGGGGCAGGACUUCUUUCAUCAUAUGGAGAGCUCAUGUAUGCCUUAUCAAACAAACCAGAAUACAAACCACUUGAUCUGGAAGUGACUGCGGUUCAGCCUUAUCAAGACCAGACCUUUCAGCCUGUCUACUUUGUAUCAGAAAAUUUUGACGAUGCCAAAGCUAAACUACAAAAAUAUGCCCUGAUGAUGAAGAAGCGCUUCUCAGCUUGCUAUGACUCUGUGUCCUGCAGCAUCAAGAUUCUAGGCUUGCCCCAGAAGGUCAAGACUGUCCUUAACCCAAUGAAAGAUGACCAAAAGCACCUCUGUCUUGCUCUCGAAAAUGUUGCCUAAGAUUGCAUCAGCAGCCAGGCUGAGCACAUCAGGUGACUUCUCCUGGGUUUUCCAGGGGGCUAUGGCCAUGCGCUGGCAAUAAGUAGGAAGGCUGCAGGUUAACCUGCAUCUUAAAAAUCACAUUGUUUUUUCUUAUGAUUUCAUUUAUUCCUGGCCUUUUUCAAGCUAACCCUCCUUUUCUGAAGCUAAUUUACUACAUCACAUUCUGAUCUCUACGGCCUCCAACCUGUUACUGAUAUCCUUCCUCCUUGUCUGGAGCUCCUACCCUUUUCACAUUCAACUGUUGUUCUGCCCAUCUCCAUAGCCCUUCUGAAAUCAGAUCCCUGCCAGGAGGCUUUCCUCAAUUUCCACUUUAGGACUCCCCAGUUGCCACUUUAGUACUUCCAAAGCCACUUAAGCCCUUGUGUACUCACUCCCCCUCCUUCCACAUCUACUCAGUAUAUAUCAUUAUACUUCAUUACUUCAUUUUACCUGUAAUUAUUUUAGUGUCUCUCUUCUCUGCUUAGAAUGCAAGAAACUUGAGACCAUAUCUAAUAUCUCUAUCAGAUCAUAUCUAAUAAUUCUA